This is a messenger RNA of Colletotrichum higginsianum IMI 349063, 1791 nucleotides long. Its product is annotated as ATP-dependent Clp protease. Gene Ontology annotation, biological process: proteolysis; protein catabolic process. Gene Ontology annotation, cellular component: mitochondrial matrix. Bases 1 to 1791 code for a protein of 596 amino acids. NCBI's taxonomy places the organism in Eukaryota, Fungi, Ascomycota, Sordariomycetes, Glomerellales, Glomerellaceae. The transcript is spliced from 2 exons. Gene Ontology annotation, molecular function: ATP binding; ATP hydrolysis activity. The record is from RefSeq and is a predicted model, not a curated record.
AUGCUAUGGUCUCUUCGUCGGCCACCCUUCACCAUGGCCCUACCCUCUAGGCCCCAGGCCUACACCUGCGCUCGCUGCUUGGUGCUCGCAAGCGCCAGGCGCACCUUCUCCGUUUCCUCCUUCGCUCGAAUCCCACCGAGGCAAACACAAGACUUCAACUCCGGCUUCACUAGUAGCUAUGAUCCCGCUUCCGAUGCUGGCCGAGGUCCCAUGUUCAACAAAAACAGCUUCGGCGUCCCUCAGUUUUACCCUCGGGACCUGAAGAAGCGGGUCGAUGACUAUGUCGUCGGGCAGGACCGAGCGAAGAAGACGAUAUGCUCCACAAUCUUCAAUCAUUAUCAGGGUCUGCGGAGGAGGAGGUACCAGGAUCAAGAGGAGAAGGUCCAGAGGGAAAAGGCCGAGAGACAGCGAUAUGCCCGGGACAGAGACAUCCUCGAGAGACGUGAAAUCCAUCCUGCCCAAGGUCAGCGAGAUCGUUACUCUGCCUUCCAGCGCUUCCCAGCUGAUGAUGAAUGGCCACAAGAUGAGUUUCCUGGUCACGCUGAAUCUGCACAGCACCUGGAUGAGGGCUAUAGUUCUUCCACCGGCUUUGACGGGUCUUACCUGUCCGAAGAACCCGCAACCCCUCCGAAGGUCAAGAUUGACAAGAGUAACUUGCUACUCAUCGGCCCUACCGGCGUCGGAAAGACGUACAUUCUAGAAACUUUGAGCAAGAAGCUCAAUGUGCCGUUCACGAUAUCCGACUGCAACUCCUUUACACAAGCCGGUUAUAUAGGGCAGGAUGUGGAGGCAUGCGUAGAGAGGCUGUUGAUCGAGUCCAACUACGACAUCAAAGCAACCGAACACGGCAUCAUCGUUCUGGAUGAGUUCGACAAACUGGCCAAGAGGGAAAGCAUGAACGGCCGGGAUGUUGGUGGAGAAGGUGUCCAGCAAGCCCUACUGAAGCUCGUCGAGGGUUCCAAGGUGACCAUUAACGUCAAAGACAACCGGUCUUCGCGAUCAACACCGCCCAUCACUACCAACUACACGUCAUCGAGCUCGACGUCGGCCCCGCAGUCCACUCCGCCGCAGGGGAAGGUCGACCAAUACACCAUUGAUACCACGAACAUCCUGUUCGUCUUCUGCGGCGCCUUUGUUGGUCUCGAUAAAGUUGUCGUGCGGAGAGUUUCGAAGCCGUCGAUGGGCUUUGGCUCCGAACUGCGAGGCAAGCAGAGCCUUUCCGGCAACCAUCACGAUCUACCGCGCCAGUUGUUUUCGCAUCUGCCGCAUGUUGACCCGGAAGCGCCCGCAGCAACGUACACCCCAUUGGAUUUGACAACGCCGGUCGAUCUCCAAGCCUUCGGGUUCAUCCCUGAGUUGAUUGGCCGAGUGCACAACAUUUGUGCUUUAAGCCCGUUGUCCCUGAGUGAUCUCUACCGGAUCCUGACAGAGCCACGAAACUCGCUAGUUGCGCAGUACACCGCAUUGUUCGAAACCUACCCUUCCCGCUUGCACUUUACCAAGAAAGCAUUGUAUGCCAUUGCCGAACGAGCUGCCAAAGCCGAGACUGGAGCUCGCGGCCUUAAGAUGGAAAUGGAACGUGUCCUCGCGGAGCCAAUCUUUGACGCACCUAUGCCGUAUGUCUUGAUCACCGAGGGCUGCGUGAAAGGCAUUGAGAAGGCCGGAUACUGGGGCAAGGAUGGCCGCCUGGAGUUGGAGCGAAAGAUGGCGGACGAGGACGCAGAGCAAAGCGCUCGCAUCCCCGACGUCACCUUUGAGCAGUACCGAGAGGCCGGCCAGAGCGGCGCUUGA